CUGCCCCCCCGUGUGUGCAGGUGUCAGGAGGAGUGUCCGGUGGGGACCUUUGGGGCGGGCUGCGCGCAGGCCUGCCGCUGUGGGGACCACAGCCAGUGCUGCCCGGCCAGCGGGGCGUGUGUGUGCGAGGCCGGCUUCAGCGGGGAGGCCUGCGACGUCCCACUGUGCCCUGAAGGCCUCUACGGCCUGCGCUGCGACAGGAAGUGCCCCUGCCACGCCCCCAACACCCGCAGCUGCCACCCGAUGUCGGGGGAGUGCACGUGCCGGCCCGGCUGGUCCGGCCUCUACUGCAACGAGACCUGCCCCCCGGGGUUUUUCGGGGAGGCCUGUAAGGAGGUCUGCCGGUGCCAGAACGGGGCCGACUGCCACAGUGUGAGCGGGGCCUGCCUCUGUGCCCCCGGAUUCCAGGGCCCCAGCUGCUCGGCCCCGUGUCCAGCAGGGACCUACGGGACCAACUGCUCCUCCAGCUGUGGCUGCCAGAACCGAGCCCGCUGCUCCCCAGUGGACGGGUCCUGCUCCUGUACGCCGGGUUUGGACCUGGAUUUAGACCUGGAUCCAAACCCAGUUCCAGACCCGUGGUCCAGACCUGAUGUUCGGACCCGGGGUCGAGACCCGUUCCAGACCCUGGGACUGGUUUCUCGCCUGCCCCUCUGA
Menidia menidia (Atlantic silverside) is the source of this 654-nucleotide messenger RNA. NCBI's taxonomy places the organism in Eukaryota, Metazoa, Chordata, Actinopteri, Atheriniformes, Atherinopsidae. The record is from the annotation of a GenBank genome assembly.